CGCCCCUUUGGUUGCUCACAGGGGGACGCGGGGGUGUCGAUUUGCAUCGGCGCCGUAGGCUCCGCCCCCGGAAGUGUCUGCGGGCGCGGGGGCUGCCGGGAAAAGAUGGCGGGUGCGGCGUGCGGGGGGCGCUGAGCGGCCCGGGCGGCGGCGGCGGCUGCCAGCGCCAUGGUCUCCCGGUUCCCUGCAGCCCCCGCCGCCGCCCCGCACCAGCCAUGCUGCGCCGGCUGCCAUGGCUGCGCGCCCUGACCCGGGUCCCGGCCGCCGCUGACGGCCGUGGCGCCGGGAUGCAUCCCGGCUGCUACUGCGCGGGCAGGGCCAGGCCGCGGGCGCUGCUGCUGCCGCUGGAGCCCUGCAGCCAUGGGCUGCUCCACGCCGCCGGCCCAGAUGCCGGCAGGGCUCGUGGCAAGCGGAAGAGCUGGAAUUUCAUCCACGAGAAGAUGAGCUACGACACCUUCUUCACGCUGAAGCGGCUGAUUGAGCGCUCGCGCAGCGUUGGUGAGGUGCUGCGCUGGGUCACCCAGAACCCCGGCAAGGUCUCUGCCAGCCACUACCCCAUCGCGCUGCACAAGCUGGGCCAGCUCCUGCAGCAGGGCGACGGCCGCGGGCCGGGGCGCGUGCUGGAGCAGCCAGAAUUCCAGGCGCUCUGCCAGGCCAUCAUCGGCAGCUGCUCCAAGUUUGAUAACUUCAGCAUCGUCAACUGCCUCUAUGCCGCCGCCGCGCUGGGGCUGCCCGGGGAGUCAGCGCUGGUGCGGGUGCUGGAGGAGGAAUCCCGGAGCCGCCUAGGCCGCUUCAACCAGAAGGACGUCUCCAUGGUUUUCAGCAGCGUGAUGCGGCUGCACCCAUCCAGCCCCCACCCGCUGGUGGAAUCCUGCCUCAGCAGCCUGGAGCGGCACCUGGAGAAGGAGCGGCACCCCCAGACCCUCUUCCUGCUCCUCUCCUACUACCGGCUCCGUGCCCAGGCACUGCAAGGGCACCCGCCUUCCGACCAGCAGCUCAUCAACAACCGCAAGAUCCUGCGCCUCGUGCGGCACACGCUGGGACAGGUCAGCGCCGUGCGGGAGCAUGAGCUGGCGCUCCUGGAUGAGAUGCUGGCGCUUUCCGCCCAGGAAGCCAACAACAAGGCCCUGGAAGCCAUCUUCAGCUCCCAGCUCUUCUACGAGAACCGCCAGGAGCGGUUCAUCCGCAGCAUGGCAGAGUGGCUUCCCCGGAAGGCAGAGAACCUGACUCCCUACACCAUGGCCCUCAUCGCCAAGUAUGUGGCACGGCACCGGCUGCGAGAGCCGCGGCUCCUGGACACCAUCGCCAACUUCCUCCUGAAGCGUGGGGAGCAGCUGGACAGCAAGGUGAUCCAGAAGCUGGUGUUCCCCUUCAGCCGGAUGAAUUACCGCCCUUCCAACCAUGGCGAGCUCUUCCCGAAGCUGGAAGCAAUCCUGGAGCAGAAAGCUGGCAGCUCGCCCCUGGCCACCGUCAACAUCCUGAUGUCCAUGUUCCAGCUCAGCCACUUCCCGCAGUCCGUCCUGCACCAGGUCUUCUCCCCAGCCUUCAUCACCAACGUCAUGAGCAGCCCCUACGCGCUCAUUGUGCGCCGCUACCUCUCGCUGCUGGAUGCGGCGGUGGAGCUGGAAUUCCGGGAUUACAGUGGCCCGCGCCUCGACCCGCGCUACCGCGUUCUCAUGUUCGAGCAUGCCCUGACAGCCGACGAGGCCAACAGGAAGUACAGUUACAAGGGGCUGGUGGCCGAGGCGCUGCGGCAGCUGGUGGGAGAGGAAUGCUACCGGCAGGACGAGGUGCUGCCCCCGGGAUACUGCACAGACUUCCUGCUGUGGAUUAACCGCUCAGGCACUGUGCUGCCCCUCUCCCGCAUCCCUAUGGCUUCCAAAGCUCCCUCUUCCCACCCUACGACGUCCUCGGCCACCGUCUCCCUGCGCUCUAGCGUCCUGGCCCUCACCUCGGACUUGCAGGACUUUGCCCCCUUUGCUCCGGAGACACCGAGCAGCCCCGUGGGAUCCCGGGAAAACAACCUGGCCGGGAGAUUCCUGCCCACGCUCUGUCCGGCGCCGGGGGGGCCCUGCUUCCAGCCCCCCGCGGACUAUUACUGCAUCCCGAGCAAGGAGGCUUCCCUGGAAAGCCAGGGCAGCUCCACGCUCAGCAGCCCUUCCGAGUGCCUCUCCGCACAGCCGGCCAGCACGCCCGAUGGCUCCUCCUCUGCCACACUCUUCCAGUUCCCCAUUGGAAAGAUCCUGGAGGAGCAGGAGGCUCCGGCCAGCUGCCCCAACCACGACAGCUUCCAGGGGGAGCAGCCCCCGGAGGAGCCACAGGGAAGGAGCCCCACGCCUGGAGGGGAUUCCGGCCCUCCGCCCUCGCCGUGCCGGCCCAGCCCCAAGCGGGAUCCGGCUGAUACGCACGGAGUGGAAGGCAUUCAGAGGGUGGUUCUCUCCGUGAAUGACAAGUGGCAUUACUGCCAGAAUUCUGAUAUCCUCGUGGGCUCCCGUGCCAUGAGGGACCGGCACCUGCGGCUGCUGGGAUACUGCCUUGUCCAGCUGCCAUACACGGAGCUGGAGAAGGUGAGCGGCAUCGAGGAAGCGAAGCUCUACCUGCGUCGGAAGCUGAGGGAGCUGCGCCUCUGAGCGAUGGAGCCCGGGCGGGAGCGGGGGGCGACGGAGCCGCCCCAUCCCAGGGGAUCCGGGCUGGGCUAGGGGUGGCACGGGAGCUGCUCCCAGAUAUUUAUUGCCGUUAGCGGGGUCCGGGGGUGGAUUCCGGUGCACAGGGAGUGGGGGGGGCUGUGCC
Molecule: messenger RNA, 2790 nt
Organism: Cuculus canorus (common cuckoo)
Lineage: Eukaryota; Metazoa; Chordata; Aves; Cuculiformes; Cuculidae
Gene: FASTK
Product: Fas activated serine/threonine kinase
Exons: 10
Coding region: 216-2630 (804 amino acids)
Biological process (GO): mitochondrial RNA processing; regulation of mitochondrial mRNA stability
Cellular component (GO): ribonucleoprotein granule; mitochondrial matrix
Molecular function (GO): RNA binding
Source: RefSeq, a predicted model, not a curated record